GUGUUCUGAAGGAUUUUGUACCGGAAGUGUUGCUGCUGUUGCUGCUCACGGAUGUUACAAGCAAAAAUGUUGCAGAUGCGUCAUUGAAACAGAGAAGAGGGCUGCUGUCAUCUUUUUAACAUUUGUUAAUGCGAUGUUUAACCUUCAGACGACUUCAACAACGAUGGAGCUUCUUCCGCUCGUGUGUCUUUACAUCCUAGCGUGGUCAGCAAGAACUGAUCAAACCGAUCCACGUGUCACCGGGAUUGCUGUGAUGGAAGAUGAUGAUGUAGUUUUACCUUGUUCCUUUGGAGCUAUGGACAUUACAAACAUGGUCUUCGACUGGAAGAAACAAAACGUGGCAUAUAAUAAAAGGGAGGUGUUUUUGUAUGAAAGCGGCGCCAUGUAUGGUCCUAAACGUGGAGGUCAAGCUGAGCACUUCAAAGGUCGGGUCUUUCAUUUUCCCAACCAGCUCACAUCUGGUAAUGCCUCCAUACAAAUCAAACCUACAAAAGUGGACGACAGUGGAACUUACAUCUGUAUUAAGGCAGCUACUCCCCCCACAACACUGUCCAGAGUUCAGCUUACUGUUGAAUGUAAAGUCGUGCUUAUGCUGACAUGAACCAGUAUGAGCCACUAAUGUCACAGCCCCACUGGUUCCUCUGGUCUGGUGAUGUCUCCUUCCCUGUGUUUCCUCUUCACUUCUGUGUGUGUUUGUGAUGUUUGUGUCUGUGGCUGCAUUUAAAACUACAAACAUCUCUUAAUGAAACAGUUUCAUAAGAAUUUGGAGGAUAAUCAGGAAUACAAUGAAAACCUGCUGGAUUGCCGCCAUCGUAGGACUGAACUGAGUCUCCCUGGAAUGCAGCAUGUACCACAGACUCUAGUAUGCAGUCUAUUUAACCGGCUAAUUUUGCAGUCUGUUUAAGCAGGCUGAUCCAGGACCAAUAUGUAGGAUCAAUCCUGCAUUUGUUUCAUUGCAAAUACUCUUUUAGUCUGCUUGCUUUGCUUUCACCCCGUUUCUCAGCCAGCAAAUAAUCCUGGAAUUCACACUCCUUAUCCAACAUGCUCUGUACAAUUAAGCCAACCUGCUUGUUUUUCACUUAAUUCAGCAAAUCAGUCUGAACAGUUUUAUAAAUAUUUGGUGGAUAAUUAAAUAAAUACACCCUCAGCCUAAAAAAGCAUUACUAGAUGUUUUAUUCGGGCA
Messenger RNA from Melanotaenia boesemani (Boeseman's rainbowfish), 1183 nucleotides. RefSeq names its product V-set domain-containing T-cell activation inhibitor 1-like. The coding region runs from base 134 to 601 and encodes 155 amino acids. Lineage: Eukaryota; Metazoa; Chordata; Actinopteri; Atheriniformes; Melanotaeniidae. The transcript has 3 exons. The record is from RefSeq and is a predicted model, not a curated record.